Messenger RNA from Ascoidea rubescens DSM 1968, 999 nucleotides. RefSeq lists its product as uncharacterized. Bases 1 to 999 code for a protein of 332 amino acids. The record is from RefSeq and is a predicted model, not a curated record. Lineage: Eukaryota; Fungi; Ascomycota; Saccharomycetes; Ascoideales; Ascoideaceae. The transcript has a single exon.
AUGGCCAAAACAAAAACCAACACAAAAAACUUAAUAAAAUUAUUUAAUCCAUCUACUUUCCUUUCUUACCAAUUGUCAUCCGACCAAUGGUUUGCUUAUCGUUUUUCAGAUCCCUUUUCACAACUCCACUUUCUCGUGUUAAACAAGACACUAAAAUCAAUAUUUUAUCCCUCCUGUAAACUAGACAAAUGCAAACACUAUUCUCCCACUGAUCAUCUGGACUUUAUUCCACUUACAACCUAUUCCAUUUUUGUCAAGCAGCACAGCUACCAUGUCUGCCACUCAUGCUUUUCGCCAAAUCAACGCUUCAUUCCUGAGAACCAUGAUAUCCCCCUCUUACAGUCCUGCUGUCUCCUGGUGUACAACCGUCUUGAUUUGGUGCCCAUCCUGAUAUACACAAAGGCAUGUCUCAACAAGACAAGAAACAGAAAGUACAACAAAAAAAGCACCUGCCUUCAGCAAGCCUGUAACAUAGUCUUGCCAUACAUUGUCCAGUUGGUCUUUCUUGUGUCCAGGCAUAUAGCCUCCAACUAUCUCAUGAUCAUCAGGAACCAGAUCCACUUUUCAGCAAAAAUCAAAAAAAUCUCUCUUAUCGACUUGGGUGCUUUGACAGAAACACAUCCAACGUAUUUCCAAAGACUUUUCAAACGUGUUCUUACAAUCACACCCAAAGAGUUCGGCUUUAACAGCAAGCUUAUCCUCCAAUACCAUCUUAUACACCAUAACACAAGCUGCUCCUUCAAACCAACCAUUCAUUUCUCUCCAUCCACCGCCAGCAUUCGAUCAACAGCCCAACACACACAGCUCUCACAUACCACUCCAGGCGUCUUCAAUAACAGUGAUGAUCACAGCAGUGCUUCCGAUGUCUCUAUCAAUGUCUCAGAUACUGCUUCCAGUGGUGCCGCCCACACUUCCACCACUUAUGCUUCUGAUGAUGGUGUCUCACAUCUAUUCACUUCAACCAAAAACUUGUCCACAAACAAAGACACCAUCUUCUGA